This is a messenger RNA of Knipowitschia caucasica, 318 nucleotides long. The record is from the annotation of a GenBank genome assembly. NCBI's taxonomy places the organism in Eukaryota, Metazoa, Chordata, Actinopteri, Gobiiformes, Gobiidae.
AUGGAGAGGGCCACUUCACUGCCUACAGCCGGAGGACGCUCUGAGGCACACGUUCACAAAGGCUGCUCCUGCUGCGACCACACAGCUCUGGGCAAAAAACAGAACCAAGUCUGUGGACUCGGGAGAUACCAGGACCUCGCCAAACCCUUUCAAGGAGUGAUGGAUGCGCGCGUCCAUGGUGAAGGCCCGUGCGCGCGCAGCCAAUGGGAGCGUCGAGUCGCACGAGCCUUCGGCCUCGCGGACAGCACGCGCGCGCUCAUUGGACAGAGCGAGAGCGCCGGACUCCACGAGCCGCUCGCGUGCGACCUACGUAUAUAA